UUAGCGAUCAGCUGACCACUACUGAGUACGGAAGCAGUGCAGUUUGAAACACGCGCUAGUCUGCCUUCAAUAAUGCACAGUUAGUGUUACUCUCUCCUGAGAGAAAGCAAGCACAUUUUUGUACUUGUGUGUUAAUCUUAAAAGAGAACCGCUUGACAGUCAUUCUGCAUUGAUAUUUACCACGCAGUGAUGGCAGGCAGCGAGUCCAAUGUCGUGGUGAAUGGAACACAAGUUUCCUUUCUUGAAGCAAACUGUGAGGAAAUUCCAGAGUUUCUAGGAGAACGAUAUGGGAAAAUUGCAAAGCGAUUAGAUCUCAGCUAUAACCAGCUAAGGUCACUAGAAGCACUGAAAGCAUUCACUAGCCUGGAAGAACUGAUUGUGGACAACAAUCUCCUCGGAAAUGACCUUCAGUUGCCCAGAUUACAGCACCUCCACACCCUAACACUCAACAAGAACCUCAUCACAGAUAUUGAAAUUCUGUUGGAUCACCUCUCCGAAAUGACUCCUUCAUUGGAAUAUCUUAGUCUUCUAGGCAAUGAAGCGUGCCCCAAUGAACUUGUUAGUCAGGACAAAGAUGAAGAUGACUACCAGAGAUACAGGUACUUUGUGCUGCACAAGCUGCCAAAUCUGAAGUUUUUAGAUGCCCGCAAAGUGACCAGAAAAGAAUUUGAAGAGGCUAAAACCCGUGGAGCGUUCAUGAAAGUAGUGAAGCCCAAGGAUGAUAAGGAGUCUCUCGGCCGCAAGGGAGCUUCUCCAGAGAUGCCAUAUACCCCUUUGCCAAGUGGCUCCAGAGAUCCAAAAAAUCAUAAAGGUGUUUUUGCAAAAUGUCAGUACAUUUAUUAUGGAAAGCACUCGGAAGGCAACCGAUUUAUUCGUGAUGAUCAACUUUGACAGGCUGCUGCUGAUUAUUGCUGAUGACCACUUCAUAAGGAAACUGAAAUAUCACUUUGGUGUAAUUAUCCACUCUAGAGAGCCCUCUACUGCCUCUGCCUUAUGCCGACUUCUCUAGUCCUGUCAGAGCCAUCCUUCUGUCUUAGUUCUAUCAAGAUUGACAUGAUUGCCUUUAAGCAGGCCCCUUUCACCAAAGUGACAGACAGCUGCAGCCACGUUUCUGGCCUGACAGGAUGAGCACCAUGAUGGAUUGCCUUGCCCAAAUGCUUCACAAGGAAGGACAAAGGUCACAACCCGAGGCAGCUCUGAGCAUGUGCAGCCCCUUCUAAUGGGUUUCUUGAAAGUCAUAUACAGGGGUUUCAUGUGUUUUUUUUUUUUUUCCCUCAACAAAGUGAUGUGCUCCUGAAGUGAUAACAGCCCACAUUAGAUAUUUUUGAAAUGAAUUCCUGAAGUUCAAUAAAGUGGUUGAUGUUAAAAAGAGCAUUGUUUUAAAUAAACUUCAUUGUUACUGUUGAUAAUGGUCUGAAUUUUAGCAUAGAAUAACUGUUUUUUAAUGUUAAUGGAUUUUGAUAUCACUGUUUAUGUACCACAGGCAUAAGGCAAUUAAAGUAAUUAAAAUUGC
Molecule: messenger RNA, 1513 nt
Organism: Polypterus senegalus (gray bichir)
Lineage: Eukaryota; Metazoa; Chordata; Cladistia; Polypteriformes; Polypteridae
Gene: lrmda
Product: leucine rich melanocyte differentiation associated
Exons: 7
Coding region: 190-891 (233 amino acids)
Biological process (GO): melanocyte differentiation
Molecular function (GO): protein binding
Source: RefSeq, a predicted model, not a curated record